Molecule: messenger RNA, 2964 nt
Organism: Pungitius pungitius (ninespine stickleback)
Lineage: Eukaryota; Metazoa; Chordata; Actinopteri; Perciformes; Gasterosteidae
Gene: arhgap22a
Product: Rho GTPase activating protein 22
Exons: 10
Coding region: 371-2572 (733 amino acids)
Biological process (GO): activation of GTPase activity; signal transduction
Cellular component (GO): focal adhesion
Molecular function (GO): GTPase activator activity
Source: RefSeq, a predicted model, not a curated record
UACAGUACAUGAGAACAACAGCACGCCGGGCUGCUGGGACAGAUGGGGGGGGGGGGGGACAAAAGAAAGGAGGGAGAGGAAGACAAGAUGUGGGGUUAAGUGCUUGUAAGUGUGUGUGUGUGUGUGAGUGUGUGUGAGUGUGAGUGUGUAAGUGUGUGUGGAAUCAGACGUAGACGCUGUCCAAGUGCAAGACAGGGAGCCAGGGAGAGAGAUGCUGAGAGAGGAUGAAGAGUAACAGGGCGAGGCAGCAGCGUGAGGCAAUCAGUGUGUCUGUGCGUGUGUGUGUGUGCGUGUGUGUGAGAGGACUAGUGUGUGAGGAGAGGGAUGCAGACAUGUCUCUGUGAGAGGGAGCAGCACAGCAACGGUAACCAUGCUGAGCCCCAAGAUAAAACAGGCACGCCGGGCACGGUCCAAGAGCAUGGUGCUGGGAGAGUUGUCCCGGGUCUCCAGGCCCUGCUCUCCUCUGGGUCAGGAGAAGGCCCUGAAGGCCGGCUGGCUCAAGAGACAGCGGAGCAUCAUGAAGAACUGGCAGCUGCGUUGGUUCGUUCUGAGGACCGAAGCUCUUUAUUUUUACAAGGACCAGGAUGAAACCAAGGCACAGGGUUGUAUUCCUCUUCAGGGCAGCCAGGUCAAUGAGCUGCCCGUCAAUCAGGACGAGCCUGGUCGUCACCCGUUUGAAAUUGUUCCAGGAGUGGCUGGUGAAAAGGAUCGAACAGGCCUCAGCCACGAAUCAUUCCUGCUAAUGGCCAACUCUCAGAGUGACAUGGAGGACUGGGUCAGAGCCAUUCGUAGAGUCAUUUGGGCUCCUCUUGGAGGAGGCGUCUUUGGGCAGCACCUCGAGGAGACAAUGUUGUGCGAGGCCCAGUGUGGCCCUCAGCGACUGGUCCCUGUGCUGGUCGAACAGUGUGUGUGUUUCAUACGUGAACAUGGGCUCCAGGAGGAGGGCCUUUUUAGGGCCCCUGGGCAGACCAACCAUGUUCGAGAGCUGCAAGAUGCCUUCGACCGCGGCGAGAAGCCAGUGUUUGACAGUACCACUGAUGUCCACACUGUGGCAUCACUGCUAAAACUGUACAUACGGGAGCUGCCGGAGCCUAUAAUCCCGUUCUCCAAAUACACGCAGUUUCUCUCUUGUGCUCAGCUCCUUACCAAGGACAAAGAAAUGGGUAAUGUGGAGCUAGGCAAACAGGUGAAAUCCCUUCCUCAGGUCAACAACAACCUCCUCACGUACAUCUGCAAGUUUCUAGACGAGGUUCAAUCUCACUCCAGUGAGAAUAAAAUGAGUGUUCAGAAUCUGGCCACUGUGUUUGGACCAAAUAUCCUUCGGCCCAGGGUGGAGGACCCAGUUACCAUGAUGGAGGGAAGUACGCAGGUGCAGCACCUCAUGACUGUGCUGAUCAGUGAACACACUAAACUUUACCAAAGGGAGGAGGUCAAAACAGAAACCAAGAUUCCCCCGGAGCAGCAGCAGCAGCAGAGUUCUAUCCAACGCUGCAAAGUCGAAUGGCUCACACAGGAGGACACCGCCUCCCCGGCCCCCAAAACCCCUAAAGAGGAACUCAAACUUUCAACCCCUUCUAAAGACAGUGAGCCAACUGUGCAGAGUCCCAUUACAAUGUCGGAGAAGGGUGAGGAUGGUCAAAAUGAAGCAAAGGGCCAAGGUAAGACCGAAGAGAGAAUGGAUGGACAAGCAGAUGGCAAAAACGACGCCAGAGGGGGAAGCGAGGCAGCCGUCAGCCCCAGCAGACAGUCCAAAGCUCUGCCCGCCUGGAGGAGCAACUUCAAAGGAGGUGCAGCAUCCGGGGGGCAGAGGGGGAAAAUGGGGGGGUCGGCGGGAGACGUGUCAGCAGCUGGUGGGAGCAACUGGCUGAUGAAUGGCCUGUCAUCCCUCCGAGCUCACAAGCGCACCACCUCAUCUGGUGAAAGACUUAAAGACUCCAGUUUGAAGGAUUCAACCCUCUCCCUUAAAGAGGCCACCGUUCCAGCUAGGGACACACAGAGACACUCGGACGAAGACUCCUCUCAAACCCCCCUGUAUCAUCGGGCGCUCCUGCAGUCACACAGACUGUCUGCCUAUGACAACGUGGCUCCCUCCAGUCUAAGCCUUCCCGCUGACACGUCCUCCACCUGGACUUCCUUUGAGAUUUCAUUGGCCGAGCCAGAGGGCAGAGAUAAGGCAGCAAAAUUAGGGCGGGGUCAAGAGAGACCCAUAGAGGUGACGGACAGUUCGAGUCCCCUGGACAACAGUGCAAAGGGUCCUGAGGAAGGUACAAAUGAAGGUCUGAAGGUCCUGCUGAGCGAGCUCAAGCAGGAGCUGAAGGAACAGAGGACAAGCAACGAGACCAGCAUUCGCAAAUUGGAGGAGUCCUGUUCGGAGUACCAGUCCCAGGUAAACCGCCUCGAGGAGGAGCUGGACCAGGAGAAAAAGAAGUUCCACAUGCUGGAGAUCCGGUUCAGGAACUCGGAGCGGGCACAUCAAGACGCAGAGAACCGAAACGUUCUCCUCCAGAAGGAAAUGGAGGAGUUCUUCAAGACCCUCGGAGAUCUGACCACAGGAGCAACCAGGACCAACUAGAGGAGACCAACCUGCCUUCAUCUGGUUCAUUGGAGGAGAAAGAGGAGCUUGGGACUACCAGUUAGCUGCACAGCUUUGAAGACCAAAUAGUACUUGCCAUCUUGUUGUCUUUAGUACAGCCGUCUUGUGCCUACAGUGCCGCUGCAAGACGAGAUCUCCUCUGGACUAAGCAAUCAUUUUACUAUCCUGCCAAAUCCCUUACUAUUAUUCAUCUGACAUGUAGGUGACUAUUUAUGAACAGUGAGAAGAACAGGACUUACUGGUGAUAUGAGGUACAGUCUCCCAUGCACCCCAUUCAUUUCCCUUUGGAAAUCCUAUUCUCAAAAGAAAUGUUAACUUGAUAGUAAAAGAAAGAACAAUGUGAGACAUUAAAAUUCUACUGUUUUAUUUGC